Molecule: messenger RNA, 384 nt
Organism: Enterobius vermicularis (human pinworm)
Lineage: Eukaryota; Metazoa; Nematoda; Chromadorea; Rhabditida; Oxyuridae
Source: the annotation of a GenBank genome assembly
AUGUCAGGUCGGGGUAAAGGAGGGAAAGCAAAAUCUUCUGCCAAAGCAAAAACUCGUUCAAGCAGGGCCGGUUUGCAGUUCCCUGUUGGUAGAAUUCAUCGUUUGCUGCGAAAGGGAAAUUAUGCUGAGCGAGUUGGUGCUGGUGCCCCUGUCUAUCUGGCAGCAGUCCUGGAAUAUUUAGCUGCUGAAGUGUUAGAGCUUGCUGGCAAUGCAGCUCGCGAUAAUAAAAAAAGUCGUAUUAAUCCGCGACAUUUGCAACUUGCUGUUCGUAAUGACGAAGAAUUGAAUAAGCUUCUUUCCGGUGUUACAAUAGCGCAAGGUGGUGUGCUUCCAAAUAUACACGCAGUACUCCUGCCGAAGAAAAUUGCUGGUGAAAAAGACUAA